AUGGCUAACCAGUUCAAUACGAUUGAAUUUCUCGAGGAGUACCAAAGGUACCCUUGUUUGUGGGACAAAAGCAUGCCUGACUUUAAAAAUCGCAUAAAAAGAGACCAUGCUAAAGAACAGUUGUUGAAAAUCACAAGUGGUAUAAACAAUGUCAAAGAGUUAAGACAAAAAAUAAGAAAUAUAAGAUGUACUUAUAAUCAAGAGGUUGCCAAGAUUAAAUCAUCAAUGAGGACAGGUUCAGGGUCGAGCACAGUAUAUAAACCUAAAUUGGCCUGGUUUUCAUUCGCGGAUAGUUUUUUAAAAAAAACUUCAGAUAUUGAAAAUAAAUCGGACACUAAUUUGGUAAUAUUUAUAAUAUAUUUAUAA
This is a messenger RNA of Macrosiphum euphorbiae (potato aphid), 366 nucleotides long. The record is from the annotation of a GenBank genome assembly. Lineage: Eukaryota; Metazoa; Arthropoda; Insecta; Hemiptera; Aphididae.